UGUAGAGUUUCAUUAAGCGGUGGCUUAAUUUUAUUUUUAACCUAUAAACUAAUCGCGCGUGGUAUAAUUAAAUUACAAAUAAUUUAGUUGGGUGUAAAAUUAUAUAAUGGUAUUUACCACAGUAAUUAAUUUCGUAAGAACUAGAGGCCCUGACGAAAUUUGGAGAAAACGGAGGAUUUUCAAAAUUGCUGCUCAUUUCAUCGGACGAAGAAGAAACUGUUACAGCAUCGCCGUAAGAAAUGUACAUAGAGCAUUAGCUUACGCUACAAAAGGAAGAAAAUUGAAGAAAAAGGACAUGGCAAACUUGUGGGAAACGAGGGUAACUGCGGGCUGCGAACAACAUAAUAUUAGUUAUACGAACUUUAGGGAAGGUUUAGUGAGGUGUAAUAUUUUAUUAAAUCGAAGAACUUUAGCAGAUUUAGCCUGUUGGGAACCUUAUACCUUCAAAGCACUCACCGAUAUCGCUAAAAGAAAAGCUGUUGACGAUGGUUUAGCUGGUGUGAAUGCUGAUACGACCCUCGAUAGAAUAAUAACCAGAGGAAGUUUAAAUAAACAUAAAUCGAAUUAAUAAAAUUGUAUUUAUUAUUUAUUAAUAAAUUAGUAUUAUAG
This is a messenger RNA of Diorhabda sublineata, 609 nucleotides long. It is a transcript of the gene mRpL20, whose product is annotated as 39S ribosomal protein L20, mitochondrial. The coding region runs from base 107 to 568 and encodes 153 amino acids. The transcript has 3 exons. Gene Ontology annotation, biological process: translation; ribosomal large subunit assembly. NCBI's taxonomy places the organism in Eukaryota, Metazoa, Arthropoda, Insecta, Coleoptera, Chrysomelidae. Gene Ontology annotation, molecular function: structural constituent of ribosome; rRNA binding. The record is from RefSeq and is a predicted model, not a curated record. Gene Ontology annotation, cellular component: ribosome.